This is a messenger RNA of Bubalus bubalis (water buffalo), 1141 nucleotides long. RefSeq names its product Wnt family member 8B (gene WNT8B). Gene Ontology annotation, cellular component: extracellular region. Gene Ontology annotation, molecular function: frizzled binding; cytokine activity. The record is from RefSeq and is a predicted model, not a curated record. Gene Ontology annotation, biological process: canonical Wnt signaling pathway; neuron differentiation; cell fate commitment. Bases 173 to 1141 code for a protein of 322 amino acids. Lineage: Eukaryota; Metazoa; Chordata; Mammalia; Artiodactyla; Bovidae. The transcript has 5 exons.
UUGCAGAAUUUGCUUUAUUGCAGUGGUCUGAAACCAAACCAGGAAUGUCGCUGAGGUAUGCCUAUAUAUUUGCUGAAGUAAUUCUUAAAACUCUUGGCAUCAUAAAUGAGUCGGUGUAUCUCUAUUAUGCUCUGUGGUUUUUCUCUCUUCUAGGUCAGUGAACAAUUUCCUGAUGACUGGACCAAAGGCUUACCUGAUCUACUCCAGCAGUGUGGCAGCUGGUGCCCAGAGUGGAAUUGAAGAAUGCAAAUACCAGUUUGCUUGGGACCGCUGGAACUGCCCUGAGAGAGCCCUGCAGCUGUCCAGCCAUGGUGGCCUUCGCAGUGCUAAUCGGGAGACAGCAUUUGUACAUGCCAUCAGUUCUGCUGGGGUCAUGUACACUCUGACUAGAAACUGCAGCCUUGGGGAUUUUGACAACUGUGGCUGUGACGACUCCCGCAAUGGGCAACUGGGGGGCCAAGGCUGGCUGUGGGGAGGCUGCAGCGACAACGUGGGCUUCGGAGAGGCAAUAUCCAAGCAGUUCGUCGAUGCCCUAGAGACAGGACAGGAUGCUCGGGCAGCCAUGAACCUGCACAACAACGAGGCCGGCCGCAAGGCGGUGAAGGGCACCAUGAAACGCACGUGUAAGUGCCACGGGGUGUCUGGCAGCUGCACCACGCAGACCUGCUGGCUGCAGCUGCCGGAGUUCCGAGAGGUGGGCGCGCAUCUGAAAGAGAAGUACCACGCAGCUCUCAAGGUGGACCUGCUGCAGGGUGCAGGCAACAGCGCGGCGGGCCGCGGCGCCAUCGCUGACACCUUUCGCUCCAUCUCCACGCGGGAGCUGGUGCACCUGGAGGACUCCCCGGACUACUGCCUGGAGAACAAGACGCUAGGGCUGCUGGGCACCGAAGGCAGAGAGUGCUUGCGGCGCGGCCGGGCCCUGGGCCGCUGGGAGCGCCGCAGCUGCCGUCGACUCUGCGGGGACUGCGGGCUGGCGGUAGAGGAGCGCCGCGCCGAGACCGUGUCCAGUUGCAACUGCAAGUUUCACUGGUGCUGCGCGGUCCGCUGCGAGCAGUGCCGCCGGCGAGUCACCAAGUACUUCUGCAGCCGCGCGGACCGGCCACCUGGGGGCGCGGCGCACGAACCUGGGAGAAAACCCUAA